Fopius arisanus is the source of this 617-nucleotide messenger RNA. RefSeq names its product mitochondrial ribosomal protein L23 (gene mRpL23). The record is from RefSeq and is a predicted model, not a curated record. Gene Ontology annotation, cellular component: ribosome; mitochondrial large ribosomal subunit. Lineage: Eukaryota; Metazoa; Arthropoda; Insecta; Hymenoptera; Braconidae. Gene Ontology annotation, biological process: mitochondrial translation. The transcript is spliced from 3 exons. Bases 102 to 557 code for a protein of 151 amino acids. Gene Ontology annotation, molecular function: structural constituent of ribosome.
UGGAGUCUCCCAGAUCAGGUUAUGUCAAAAUUAUUUGUUAAGAACAAUAACAAGAUAUAAUUACAGUUGUUUAUUGACUGAAAGUCCAGGGAGAGGCGAAAAUGUCGACGAGAUGGUAUCCAAUUUAUUCAAAAGGAAAUCCUCAACUUCGAGUAUUUCUUCCGAAUUUCUGGAUGAAAAUUGUGAAAGGCAAGUACAAACUACCAGCGAACACCGUUGAAUUCCAUUGCUCGAUGGAGAUGACUAAACUCGAUGUCAAGAAUUAUUUAGAGAAAAUUUAUAAAAUACCAGUUAUUGACAUUAGAACGAGGAUAAAAAUGGGAAAAUUCAGGUAUGCUGCCACCGGUGGAUACGUUGUCAAGGAUGAUGAUAUCAAAGUUGCUUAUGCAAUUCUGCCCAAAGAUCACAAAUUCGUGUUCCCCGAACUUUUCGACAAAGAAGAGGAGAAAGCAUCUGAGAAAGAAGAGAAACAAACCCUUAAAGAGAUGGAGAAUGGCUUCAAGAAAUUCUUGAAGACCAACAACAAGCCUGGCAUCCCAGGGUGGUUCGGACUAUAAAUAUUUAGGUAUUAAUUCAAAUGUAAACGAUAAUCUGUGAAUAAAAAAUUUAACCAAGAA